AUGCCUUUGCCAGCACUGUCUCUUCUCUAUCUGCUAGUUGGAGUUCAGCUUGUAGAGUCAGUUGCAGAGGGUCUAGAUCACUCCUCCAAGCUCACAGGUAUGUUUAGCUAACUCAAAGCUUUCAUUAAUAAGUAAAUGAUAUCAUUAGAACCCUGUGUUCUCUUUAGUUCAUUUAUUGAACAGCACUCUCACAAUGUAUGUUACUGCUAACACGAACACUACAUAUCUGUACUAUACUAAAACCGCAUUCAUAGUGAAUGAUGUGCAACACAUAUUUCUAAUUCUUUUUCAAUGACGCAGCAGAACAAUAUUUUCCUCAGCCUUUCAAUGUGCAGAUCAUGUUUUCUGCUUUAUGGUAGGGAUAAGGGUCACAUACAAAGAAGGUGCAAAAUAAAUCUAAAGAUGAAAGGCUUUCAUCAAUGCGUUCCCCUAUUCUCACCACCUUCUUUGUUUGACUUCUGUUAUGCACACGGAUAUAAAAUGGAGGCUGAGAUCAGAGGGACCUUCCAUAUACCUUGUGCAUGCAUAGAGAAAAGCCAUUGGCAUCUACUGAACAUUAUGUAGGAAGAUGUUAGCAAGGUCAGCUUAGUCACUCUCAGAGACUGAUUGGAUAGUGAGUGAAGAUUCUGCAACAACUGUAGGAAAGAAGAUCUUUUUCUGGAAGAGCCAAGUAUACACACUGAUCUAGGUUAGAGGUCAAAUUAUGUGGUCAUAUCAAAACAAGAAGACUUUAUCAUCACAGAAGUCUAACAUUUCAAUGACAAACCACAGAAACAAUCUUCAAACUUUCAGGUGAACUUGAUCGCCCUGAAGUUCCCCUUAUUUAGCAUGCUGAAAGAUUGUCCAGAGUUGAUCCUCCAAGAUCCUCUUACAAGCUGAGAUUUUAUCCUUUUGGGGUUCAAGCUAUAUUCAAUCAGCAUUAGUGGUGUUUGAAAUGCAUAUUUAUAUAGGCCCAACAGCUAUGUUACCUUUGUAAAAUAAGAUGGAAUAUUAAGCAUUGUUCCAGGCCUUAAGAAAAUUAUUGAUGGCAUAAAGUACGCAUAGUAACGUGAUGUAAAUUUUCUUAAAAGACAUGGAGAUUAAUAUACUUACAGAGAAAGAUAUCGGCAUGGGCAGAUCAAGUAUCCAAAAACCAUACUGCAAAACCAGAUGUUGCUGUAAUCCAUGCAAUAAUGUGUGGUUUGGGGGCCCUAAUCAGAGGCAGAACAGGAAUAUUUGUCCCAGUCUGGCCAAGAUUAUUGGGAGCUACACUCUUGAGCAGCAGCUGCUGCCAUUAUAGCUGGAGCUGCCAUACAGAACUGUAACUCCCACUAAUCUCAGGUAGCACCGGGAGAUACAUGUGUUACAGUAAAGAUCUCUCCUUAGCUUCUUCCCCAUGUAACACUACUCAUAAACUCCAAUAUUACUCGAACAAAUUACAGCCUGAACAGUAUUUCUCCACUACACUGACUCUUUCACUAGACAUUAACCCCUGCACUAGACUAACCCUAAACAGUAACCCCUGCAGUAUUCUAACAAUAACCAUUAACCCCUACAAGACCUUACCACUAACACUAACUAACCUAAAAAUAUCAUGUCAUGUAAAUGAUAAUGCUGUUUCCCGGUUCUGGAGAGAUUUAAAAGCCACUUGACCUUUGGUCUUGUGAUUUAUUAUGUCUCCAAAAACCCUUAGUGGCAUAAUUUUCCCAUAAUAUAGCGUUCACCAUUAUGUAUAAAUAAAAACAUAUAUACAAACAACAUGACCAAACCAACACAAAUGUGUGGGUGACUACAUACGUAUGUUUGUGAAGGUGAUCCCAUGAGCACAUCUGUGAUGCAUAUUGCUGUGACUGCAAAUGCUUUUGUAACAUGUUUUUAUAUUACUGCUCAUGUAUGCUUUUUGCAUUUGAGACUGCACGAAAGCACUUAAAGUGGCAGUCAAGGCUGUAGCUGAGUCCCAUUCUGUUUUAAUGCACUAAUUUUGCAGGUUAAUGGAACUCAAUUUUGAAAAAUUCCUUUGCCUAAUAGCAAACACAAUUAUAACAAAAUUUAUUCCUGUAAAAAAUGACCAUCAAAAAAUAAUUUAGUUUCUGUUGAGAAACUCUCUUGAUAAAGUCUUUAUAUGAAUAUGCUUUUACUAGCAUCAGUAAUAUAAGGUAUGAAAAUAUAUAUGUGGAUGAGCAAUGUCAUGUGAUUCUGUUACAGGUGAAAACAGCAGUCUAAUGGCUGGUCGUAGCCAGUGGCUCAGGUCCUUGCCAUGCCCAGACAAGAUAUCAGCCAUAUUUAAGAGGGAUAAGACACCUGUACUUGCCCUUUUAUGUCGGAGGAAAAAGUUCUAUCCACCUAGUCAGCUGUGGUCAGAAGAAUCUCCUGGGCCUAGCCGGGUAAUUCCUGCACCUGAAGGCGCGUUGCUGGUUGAAAGAGAAAAGGAUCUAUCUACUUACAACUGGAACUCGUUCGGCCUCAGAUACGGCAAAAGGCAAAAUGGGGCAUUAAAUUCCAAAGUGAAAAUCUGGUAGUGUUAAAGGAAGGGCUGGGAGGGUAUGCCAUUUAUUCAAGGUGUUCUACAGUUUGAUAAAGUUUAUGAUUUGAUUUCCUGUGCUAAACUUACACAAACACUGUUUUUAAGUUAAUGUGUAAGAUGCCCUAAAAUAUGUUUGGUGCAUUGCUGUGUCA
Messenger RNA from Pelobates cultripes (western spadefoot toad), 2655 nucleotides. The record is from the annotation of a GenBank genome assembly. Lineage: Eukaryota; Metazoa; Chordata; Amphibia; Anura; Pelobatidae.